GACAUCCAAAGUUCAAGGUUGAUUGCAAAAAUGGCAACAUGACUUUGGUUAUAAAGUCCCAAAAGUUUAUCAUCCUUGACUUAAAUCAGUCUUCUCAACUCUUAACUAUUGCAAGAGCUGAUUUGUAUUCUCCUCAUACUAUCCCCUCAUGUACCUUAAAAUAUACCAAUGUAGAAGUAGAUUUACAGUUCUUUGACUACACCUUCAAGGACUUGAGUUAUACUCUACUGUCUGAAUGUGUUCUAGGUGAAAUCUCUUACCCUUUAAUUUCAAAAAUCAAUCUAAAAAUCUCCGAACAAACUGCUUGCGUCAAAGAUGGUAAGUUUCAAAUUUCAUAUUUAGUUUUAAGUAGUAGAGUUCAAGACUACACCUUCCUAUACUGCACAAAAAACAUAACUGUUAUUGGACUCAACACCUCAGUCACCAAUAACAAUCUUACUUUAGAACAAGGAUUUGAGGUUAGAUGGAGGGGUAUAGGACAAGACAGGUGCGAUCAUUGCAUUAGAUCCGGUGAGAGAUGUGGAUACAACACUUCACAAAAUGCAGUUGUUUGUAUCUCUACAAAGAAAGCUAUGGCACCAUCAGCUCUAAUAGCACCAACUUCAAAUGGAACAUGGAAGUGGAAGAGGAUCCUCAUUAUUGGAGUUAUAUCCAUUGUGAUAGCAGCAUUCAUUGUCAUCACAUUCAUGUACUAUUAUCGGCGGCUCAAUCAUAAUAGUACUACAGAGUCUCAUAUACACUCUACCAACCUCUCCAUACAUGGUAGUCAACGCAUCACCAGAAGUCAAAACUUUGGAGUUCAACACUUUGUUUACCAUGAUCUUGAACUAGCCACAAACUCCUUUAGUAUUGAUAACAGAAUAGGAGAUGGAGGCAGCGGAGCCUGUGUAUCAUGGUAAAAGCUAGCAUGUUUUGUGGUCAAAAUAUAAUCGUUAUGGUCAAUAAUCAUUGUAGUCAGGGAUCUCGUUCAUUGGUCAUGAUCGAACG
Molecule: messenger RNA, 987 nt
Organism: Vicia villosa (hairy vetch)
Lineage: Eukaryota; Viridiplantae; Streptophyta; Magnoliopsida; Fabales; Fabaceae
Exons: 3
Coding region: 39-899 (286 amino acids)
Biological process (GO): phosphorylation
Molecular function (GO): protein kinase activity
Source: RefSeq, a predicted model, not a curated record